ACGCCUGAUCUGCGGCCACCCACAGACAUGCAGGGGUCCUGGGUGCUGCUGCUGCUGGGCCUGAGGCUACAGCUCUCCCUCGGGGUCAUCCCAGAUGUGGAGGAGAACCCAGCCUUCUGGGACCGCAGGGCAGCAGAGGCCCUGGAUGCUGCCAAGAAGCUGCAGCCCAUCCAGACCGUGGCCAAGAACCUCAUCCUCUUCCUGGGCGACGGAAUGGGCGUGCCCACGGUGACAGCCGCUCGGAUCCUAAAGGGGCAGUUGAAUGGAAACCUGGGGCCUGAGACGCCUUUGGCCAUGGACGACUUCCCGUACCUGGCUCUGUCCAAGACAUACAACGUGGACAGACAGGUGCCGGACAGUGCAGGCACGGCCACGGCCUACCUGUGUGGGGUCAAGGCCAACUACGAAACCAUUGGCGUGAGUGCAGCCGCCCGCUUUAACCAGUGCAACACCACACACGGCAACGAGGUCCUCUCGGUGAUGAACCGGGCCAAGAAAGCAGGGAAGUCGGUGGGAGUGGUGACCACCACGAGGGUGCAGCACGCCUCGCCAGCCGGCACCUACGCACACACUGUGAACCGCAACUGGUACUCGGACGCCAGCAUGCCUGCCUCGGCGCUCCAGGAGGGCUGCCAGGACAUCGCCACACAGCUCAUCUCCAACAUGGACAUUGACGUGAUCCUGGGCGGGGGCCGAAAGUACAUGUUCCCCAGAGGGACCCCAGACCCUGAGUACCCCAAUGAUGCCAGCCAGAACGGAACCAGGCUGGAUGGGAAGAACCUGGUGCAGGAGUGGCUGGACAACCACCAGGGUGCCCGGUACGUGUGGAACCGCUCCGAGCUCAUUCAGGCGUCCCUGGACCUGUCUGUGACCCACCUCAUGGGCCUCUUUGAGCCCGGAGACAUGAAAUAUGAGACCCAACGAGACCCCGAACUGGACCCGUCCCUGAUGGAGAUGACGGAGGUGGCCCUGAGCAUGCUAAGCAGGAACCCCCAAGGCUUCUACCUCUUCGUGGAGGGGGGGCGCAUCGACCAUGGUCAUCACCAGAGCACGGCUUAUCGGGCACUGACGGAGGCCAUCAUGUUUGACUCCACCAUCAACAAGACGGGCCAGCUCACCAGCGAGCAGGACACGCUGACCCUGGUCACCGCUGACCACUCCCACGUCUUCUCUUUCGGUGGCUACACACUGCGCGGGAGCUCCAUCUUCGGGCUGGCCCCCAGCAAGGCCCUGGACGGCAAGACCUACACGUCCAUCCUGUACGGCAACGGCCCAGGCUUCGCGCUCGACUCGGGUACCCGGCCCAACGUCAGCGAGAGCCAGAGCGGGGACCCCGCCUACCAGCAGCAGACGGCCGUGCCUCUGUCGUCGGAGACGCACGGCGGCGAGGACGUGGCGGUGUUCGCGCGCGGCCCGCAGGCGCACCUGGUGCACGGCGUGCAGGAGCAGAACUUCAUCGCGCAUGUCAUGGCCUUCGCCGCCUGCCUCGAGCCCUACACCUCCUGCGACCUGGUGUCCCCCACCGACACGGCCGACAUCACCGACAGCGCUCACCCCGGGCCUGCCGCGGGCCCGCUGUCCCUGCCCCUGCUGGCCGGGCCCCUGCUGCUGCUGGCAAAGACCGUCGGGCUCGCGCCUUGA
This is a messenger RNA of Lemur catta (Ring-tailed lemur), 1641 nucleotides long. RefSeq names its product intestinal-type alkaline phosphatase-like. Gene Ontology annotation, biological process: dephosphorylation. Gene Ontology annotation, cellular component: plasma membrane. The coding region runs from base 28 to 1641 and encodes 537 amino acids. Lineage: Eukaryota; Metazoa; Chordata; Mammalia; Primates; Lemuridae. The transcript has 11 exons. Gene Ontology annotation, molecular function: alkaline phosphatase activity. The record is from RefSeq and is a predicted model, not a curated record.